AUGGGUUGGUGGGCCCAAGGCUGGAUCGCCGCGUAUGAUCUCACCGGCGACUCGAAGUAUCUGGAUACAGCGAAGGAUCUUUUCGAGGACAUGACUGGUGGAUACCACACGCCGUGCGGCGGCAUCUUCUGGAGCAAGGCGGCCGACAACAUCGCUGCUAUUGCCAACGAGUUGUUCCUGUCCGUAGCUGCGCAUCUCGCCAACCGCGUGGGUGACGGCGAGAAGGAGAAUUACAAGAACUGGGCGCACCAGGAGUGGGACUUCAUCUGGAGCAGCGGCGUCAUCAAUGGGGAUAACCUUAUCAACGACGGCGUUGAUAUGGGAACCUGCAAAAACAACGGGAAACCAAUUUACACGUACAACCAGGGUCCCGUCCUUGCCGGUCUGUCGGAGCUCGCGAAGACGUUCUCGGAUGGUGGUUUCAUUGACGUAAGUGUCCCCUCUUAUCACUCCUGCUGUGCCCUCUCCAAGCUCACAGAAGAUAACAUUCUCAACGAACAGUUUCCCAGCCCGCUAGACGAGCAAGGCUCCAUGUUCAAGGGUGGCUUCAUCAGCGGUCUGCUCACCCUACACGCCAACGAGCCGCAGCAGCAGUUUGCCGACUUCUUCAAACAGAACGCAGAUUCUGUGUGGAACAACACUCGUAAUGGGGAUGGUGUUAUUACGGAUCUAUUUCAAGGCGGUAGCACGAAUGCGAAUGCGGCGAGUCAUGCGAGUGGGAUUGAUGUGCUGCUUGCGGCGAGUAAGGUAUAG
This is a messenger RNA of Didymosphaeria variabile, 753 nucleotides long. RefSeq lists its product as uncharacterized. Gene Ontology annotation, biological process: carbohydrate metabolic process. The record is from RefSeq and is a predicted model, not a curated record. The coding region runs from base 1 to 753 and encodes 250 amino acids. NCBI's taxonomy places the organism in Eukaryota, Fungi, Ascomycota, Dothideomycetes, Pleosporales, Didymosphaeriaceae. The transcript is spliced from 2 exons.